Amaranthus tricolor (Joseph's coat) is the source of this 1637-nucleotide messenger RNA. Its product is annotated as AP-1 complex subunit mu-2-like. The transcript has 11 exons. The record is from RefSeq and is a predicted model, not a curated record. Gene Ontology annotation, cellular component: clathrin adaptor complex; cytoplasmic vesicle. Lineage: Eukaryota; Viridiplantae; Streptophyta; Magnoliopsida; Caryophyllales; Amaranthaceae. Bases 6 to 1292 code for a protein of 428 amino acids. Gene Ontology annotation, biological process: vesicle-mediated transport; intracellular protein transport.
AAGAAAUGUCAGGUGCGGCAUCAGCAUUGUACCUAUUGGAUGUCAAGGGAAGAAUACUGAUUUGCCGCGAUUUUCGAGGCGAUAUUUCGUCUCUUGAAGCUGAACGUUUCUUCACCAAUCUCAUACGAAAACAGGAGUAUUCAAUGUCACAAGGGCCAGUUAUACAUGAAAAAGGAGUAACAUACAUGUUUGUGCAGCACAACAACCUUUAUUUGAUGGCAGCUUCUCGUCAGAAUUGCAAUGCUGCUAGUCUUCUUCUUUUCCUACACCGUUUAGUUCAGGUUUUCAAAUAUUAUUUUGAGGAACUGCAAGAGGAAUCACUUAGGGACAAUUUUGUUGUUGUGUAUGAGCUUCUUGAUGAAAUGAUGGACUUUGGUUACCCUCAAUACACUGAAGCAGUUAUCCUAAGUGAGUUUAUAAAAACAAAUGCUUAUAAGAUGGAAGUUGUGCAGAGGCCACCCAUGGCUGUAACAAAUGCUGUUUCUUGGCGCAGUGAAGGGAUUAAAUACAAUAGAAAUGAGGUCUUUUUGGAUGUUAUAGAAAGUGUAAACAUACUUGUUAACAGCAAUGGGCAGUUAAUCCGUUCAGAUGUUAUUGGGGCUUUGAAGAUGAGAGCAUGCUUAAGUGGUAUGCCUGAAUGUAAACUCGGGUUAAACGACAGACUAGUAUUGGAGGCUCAAGGUGAAACGACAAGGGGAAAAGCCAUCGAUAUCGAGGACAUCAAAUUUCAUCAGUGUGUUCGUUUGGCUCGAUUCGAGAAUGACAGAACAAUAUCCUUCAUUCCCCCUGAUGGGCCUUUCGACUUAAUGACAUACAGACUAAGCACUCAGGUGAAGCCACUCAUUUGGAUUGAAGCUCAGGUAGAAAGGUAUUCCAGUAGUCGUGUUGAGAUCAUGAUCAAAGCGAGGAGCCAGUUUAAGGACCGAAGCUAUGCCAACAAUGUUGAGAUCAAUGUGCCUGUUACACCCGAUGCUACGAAUCCUAAAAUCCGGACAUCAAUGGGAUCAGCAACUUAUAGACCUGAGAAUGAUUCAAUUGUUUGGAAAAUCAGAUCUUUCCCUGGAAACAAGGAGUACCUCUUGAGAGCGGAAUUCACACUUCCGAGUGUAAGUUCUGAAGACACGGUUCCUGAGCGAAAGGUGCCAGUACGUGUCAAGUUUGAGAUACCUUAUUUCACCAUCUCGGGAAUUCAGGUGAGGUACUUAAAGGUUAUUGAGAAAAGCGGAUAUCAAGCUAUGCCAUGGGUAAGAUACAUAACUGCAGCCGGAGAAUACGAUAUACGAUUGUUUUAAGUACUUAUGUAAACUUGUGAAUAGAAAUAUGGCCAUCAAUGAACAACAAUUGCAAGUUCUAUUGGAAGGAUGUCUAUAUUUCAAGAGCUAAAACGAAUACGGUAUCAAAAAAAAUUUUAGUAGAUGAUACUGCGACAGCAAAGAAAAAUUGUUUCGUAACUUGUAUACAGUGGGGGAGGUUUUGUGUGGUGAAAUGUAUCUCUUAGAAAACAACAUAUUUGUAUUAAUUCCAUGAUAUUGAGGAAUCAUGUAUGCGCGAAUGAACAACAAUUUUUUAAUUUUUUUCCUUAUUAUAUUUUGGAGAAUAAAAAAAUAUGCACAUGAGCUAGUGAGCUUACAUACAAA